Closterium sp. Naga37s-1 is the source of this 9812-nucleotide messenger RNA. The record is from the annotation of a GenBank genome assembly. Lineage: Eukaryota; Viridiplantae; Streptophyta; Zygnematophyceae; Desmidiales; Closteriaceae.
AUGCGCGCGCGCGUGCAGGUAGAGUGCCACCGUGGCACUGUAGUCCACUGUGCGCCUCUGCAUGCCCCUGCGCUGCAUCCUGCGCGCUGCAUCCUGCGCGCUGCAUCCUGCGCGCUGCAUCCUGCGCGCUGCAUCCUGCGCGCUGCAUCCUGCGCGCUGCAUCCUGCGCGCUGCAUCCUGCGCGCUGCAUCCUGCGCGCUGCAUCCUGCGCGCUGCAUCCUGCGCGCUGCAUCCUGCGCGCGGCAUCCUGCGCGCUGCAUCCUGCGCGCUGCAUCCUGCGCGCUGCAUCCUGCGCGCUGCAUCCCUGCGCGCUGCAUCCUGCGCGCUGCAUCCUGCGCGCUGCAUCCUGCGCGCUGCAUCCUGCGCGCUGCAUCCUGCGCGCUGCAUCCUGCGCGCUGCAUCCUGCGCGCUGCAUCCUGCGCGCUGCAUCCUGCGCGCUGCAUUCCUGCGCGCUGCAUCCUGCGCGCUGCAUCCUGCGCGCUGCAUCCUGCGCGCUGCAUCCUGCGCGCUGCAUCCUGCGCGCCUGCAUCCUGCGCGCUGCAUCCUGCGCGCUGCAUCCUGCGCGCUGCAUCCUGCGCGCUGCAUCCUGCGCGCUGCAUCCUGCGCGCUGCAUCCUGCGCGCUGCAUCCUGCGCGCUGCAUCCUGCGCGCUGCAUCCUGCGCGCUGCAUCCUGCGCGCUGCAUCCUGCGCGCUGCAUCCUGCGCGCUGCAUCCUGCGCGCUGCAUCCUGCGCGCUGCAUCCUGCGCGCUGCAUCCUGCGCGCUGCAUCCUGCGCGCUGCAUCCUGCGCGCUGCAUCCUGCGCGCUGCAUCCUGCGCGCUGCAUCCUGCGCGCUGCAUCCUGCGCGCUGCAUCCUGCGCGCUGCAUCCUGCGCGCUGCAUCCUGCGCGCUGCAUCCUGCGCGCUGCAUCCUGCGCGCUGCAUCCUGCGCGCUGCAUCCUGCGCGCUGCAUCCUGCGCGCUGCAUCCUGCGCGCUGCAUCCUGCGCGCUGCAUCCUGCGCGCUGCAUCCUGCGCGCUGCAUCCUGCGCGCUGCAUCCUGCGCGCUGCAUCCUGCGCGCUGCAUCCUGCGCGCUGCAUCCUGCGCGCUGCAUCCUGCGCGCUGCAUCCUGCGCGCUGCAUCCUGCGCGCUGCAUCCUGCGCGCUGCAUCCUGCGCGCUGCAUCCUGCGCGCUGCAUCCUGCGCGCUGCAUCCUGCGCGCUGCAUCCUGCGCGCUGCAUCCUGCGCGCUGCAUCCUGCGCGCUGCAUCCUGCGCGCUGCAUCCUGCGCGCUGCAUCCUGCGCGCUGCAUCCUGCGCGCUGCAUCCUGCGCGCUGCAUCCUGCGCGCUGCAUCCUGCGCGCUGCAUCCUGCGCGCUGCAUCCUGCGCGCUGCAUCCUGCGCGCUGCAUCCUGCGCGCUGCAUCCUGCGCGCUGCAUCCUGCGCGCUGCAUCCUGCGCGCUGCAUCCUGCGCGCUGCAUCCUGCGCGCUGCAUCCUGCGCGCUGCAUCCUGCGCGCUGCAUCCUGCGCGCUGCAUCCUGCGCGCUGCAUCCUGCGCGCUGCAUCCUGCGCGCUGCAUCCUGCGCGCUGCAUCCUGCGCGCUGCAUCCUGCGCGCUGCAUCCUGCGCGCUGCAUCCUGCGCGCUGCAUCCUGCGCGCUGCAUCCUGCGCGGCAUCCUGCGCGCUGCAUCCUGCGCGCUGCAUCCUGCGCGCUGCAUCCUGCGCGCUGCAUCCUGCGCGCUGCAUCCUGCGCGCUGCAUCCUGCGCGCUGCAUCCUGCGCGCUGCAUCCUGCGCGCUGCAUCCUGCGCGCUGCAUCCUGCGCGCUGCAUCCUGCGCGCUGCAUCCUGCGCGCUGCAUCCUGCGCGCUGCAUCCUGCGCGCUGCAUCCUGCGCGCUGCAUCCUGCGCGCUGCAUCCUGCGCGCUGCAUCCUGCGCGCUGCAUCCUGCGCGCUGCAUCCUGCGCGCUGCAUCCUGCGCGCUGCAUCCUGCGCGCUGCAUCCUGCGCGCUGCAUCCUGGCGCGCUGCAUCCUGCGCGCUGCAUCCUGCGCGCUGCAUCCUGCGCGCUGCAUCCUGCGCGCUGCAUCCUGCGCGCUGCAUCCUGCGCGCUGCAUCCUGCGCGCUGCAUCCUGCGCGCUGCAUCCUGCGCGCUGCAUCCUGCGCGCUGCAUCCUGCGCGCUGCAUCCUGCGCGCUGCAUCCUGCGCGCUGCAUCCUGCGCGCUGCAUCCUGCGCGCUGCAUCCUGCGCGCUGCAUCCUGCGCGCUGCAUCCUGCGCGCUGCAUCCUGCGCGCUGCAUCCUGCGCGCUGCAUCCUGCGCGCUGCAUCCUGCGCGCUGCAUCCUGCGCGCUGCAUCCUGCGCGCAUGCAUCCUGCGCGCUGCAUCCUGCGCGCUGCAUCCUGCGCGCUGCAUCCUGCGCGCUGCAUCCUGCGCGCUGCAUCCUGCGCGCUGCAUCCUGCGCGCUGCAUCCUGCGCGCUGCAUCCUGCGCGCUGCAUCCUGCGCGCUGCAUCCUGCGCGCUGCAUCCUGCGCGCUGCAUCCUGCGCGCUGCAUCCUGCGCGCUGCAUCCUGCGCGCUGCAUCCUGCGCGCUGCAUCCUGCGCGCUGCAUCCUGCGCGCUGCAUCCUGCGCGCUGCAUCCUGCGCGCUGCAUCCUGCGCGCUGCAUCCUGCGCGCUGCAUCCUGCGCGCUGCAUCCUGCGCGCUGCAUCCUGCGCGCUGCAUCCUGCGCGCUGCAUCCUGCGCGCUGCAUCCUGCGCGCUGCAUCCUGCGCGCUGCAUCCUGCGCGCUGCAUCCUGCGCGCUGCAUCCUGCGCGCUGCAUCCUGCGCGCUGCAUCCUGCGCGCAUGCAUCCUGCGCGCUGCAUCCUGCGCGCUGCAUCCUGCGCGCUGCAUCCUGCGCGCUGCAUCCUGCGCGCUGCAUCCUGCGCGCUGCAUCCUGCGCGCUGCAUCCUGCGCGCCUGCAUCCUGCGCGCUGCAUCCUGCGCGCUGCAUCCUGCGCGCUGCAUCCUGCGCGCUGCAUCCUGCGCGCUGCAUCCUGCGCGCUGCAUCCUGCGCGCUGCAUCCUGCGCGCUGCAUCCUGCGCGCUGCAUCCUGCGCGCUGCAUCCUGCGCGCUGCAUCCUGCGCGCUGCAUCCUGCGCGCUGCAUCCUGCGCGCUGCAUCCUGCGCGCUGCAUCCUGCGCGCUGCAUCCUGCGCGCUGCAUCCUGCGCGCUGCAUCCUGCGCGCUGCAUCCUGCGCGCUGCAUCCUGCGCGCUGCAUCCUGCGCGCUGCAUCCUGCGCGCUGCAUCCUGCGCGCUGCAUCCUGCGCGCUGCAUCCUGCGCGCUGCAUCCUGCGCGCUGCAUCCUGCGCGCUGCAUCCUGCGCGCUGCAUCCUGCGCGCUGCAUCCUGCGCGCUGCAUCCUGCGCGCUGCAUCCUGCGCGCUGCAUCCUGCGCGCUGCAUCCUGCGCGCUGCAUCCUGCGCGCUGCAUCCUGCGCGCUGCAUCCUGCGCGCUGCAUCCUGCGCGCUGCAUCCUGCGCGCUGCAUCCUGCGGCUGCAUCCUGCGCGCUGCAUCCUGCGCGCUGCAUCCUGCGCGCUGCAUCCUGCGCGCUGCAUCCUGCGCGCUGCAUCCUGCGCGCUGCAUCCUGCGCGCUGCAUCCUGCGCGCUGCAUCCUGCGCGCUGCAUCCUGCGCGCGCUGCAUCCUGCGCGCUGGCAUCCUGCGCGCUGCAUCCUGCGCGCUGCAUCCUGCGCGCUGGCAUCCUGCGCGCUGCAUCCUGCGCGCUGCAAUCCUGCGCGCUGCAUCCUGCGCGCUGGCAUCCUGCGCGCUGCAGCCUGCGCGCUGCAUCCUGCGCGCUGCAUCCUGCGCGCUGCAUCCUGCGCGCUGCAUCCUGCGCGGCUGCAAUCCUGCGCGCUGCAUCCUGCGCGCUGCAUCCUGCGCGCUGCAUCCUGCGCGCUGCAUCCUGCGCGCUGCAUCCUGCGCGCUGCAAUCCUGCGCGCUGCAUCCUGCGCGCUGCAUCCUGCGCGCUGCAUCCUGCGCGCUGCAUCCUGCGCGCUGCAAUCCUGCGCGCUGCAUCCUGCGCGCUGCAUCCUGCGCGCUGCAUCCUGCGCGCUGCAUCCUGCGCGCUGCAUCCUGCGCGCUGCAUCCUGCGCGCUGCAUCCUGCGCGCUGCAUCCUGCGCGCUGCAUCCUCGCGCUGCAUCCUGCGCGCUGCCAUCCUGCGCGCUGCAUCCUGCGCGCUGCAUCCUGCGCGCUGCAUCCUGCGCGCUGCAUCCUGCGCGCUGCAUCCUGCGCGCUGCAUCCUGCGCGCUGCAUCCUGCGCGCUGCAUCCUGCGCGCUGCAUCCUGCGCGCUGCAUCCUGCGCGCUGCAUCCUGCGCGCUGCAUCCUGCGCGCUGCAUCCUGCGCGCUGCAUCCUGCGCGCUGCAUCCCUGCGCGCUGCAUCCUGCGCGCUGCAUCCUGCGCGCUGCAUCCUGCGCGCUGCAUCCUGCGCGCUGCAUCCUGCGCGCUGCAUCCUGCGCGCUGCAUCCUGCGCGCUGCAUCCUGCGCGCUGCAUCCUGCGCGCUGCAUCCUGCGCGCUGCAUCCUGCGCGCUGCAUCCUGCGCGCUGCAUCCUGCGCGCUGCAUCCUGCGCGCUGCAUCCUGCGCGCUGCAUCCUGCGCGCUGCAUCCUGCGCGCUGCAUCCUGCGCGCUGCAUCCUGCGCGCUGCAUCCUGCGCGCUGCAUCCUGCGCGCUGCAUCCUGCGCGCUGCAUCCUGCGCGCUGCAUCCUGCGCGCUGCAUCCUGCGCGCUGCAUCCUGCGCGCUGCAUCCUGCGCGCUGCAUCCUGCGCGCUGCAUCCUGCGCGCUGCAUCCUGCGCGCUGCAUCCUGCGCGCUGCAUCCUGCGCGCUGCAUCCUGCGCGCUGCAUCCUGCGCGCUGCAUCCUGCGCGCUGCAUCCUGCGCGCUGCAUCCUGCGCGCUGCAUCCUGCGCGCUGCAUCCUGCGCGCUGCAUCCUGCGCGCUGCAUCCUGCGCGCUGCAUCCUGCGCGCUGCAUCCUGCGCGCUGCAUCCUGCGCGCUGCAUCCUGCGCGCUGCAUCCUGCGCGCUGCAUCCUGCGCGCUGCAUCCUGCGCGCUGCAUCCUGCGCGCUGCAUCCUGCGCGCUGCAUCCUGCGCGCUGCAUCCUGCGCGCUGCAUCCUGCGCGCUGCAUCCUGCGCGCUGCAUCCUGCGCGCUGCAUCCUGCGCGCUGCAUCCUGCGCGCUGCAUCCUGCGCGCUGCAUCCUGCGCGCUGCAUCCUGCGCGCUGCAUCCUGCGCGCUGCAUCCUGCGCGCUGCAUCCUGCGCGCUGCAUCCUGCGCGCUGCAUCCUGCGCGCUGCAUCCUGCGCGCUGCAUCCUGCGCGCUGCAUCCUGCGCGCUGCAUCCUGCGCGCUGCAUCCUGCGCGCUGCAUCCUGCGCGCUGCAUCCUGCGCGCUGCAUCCUGCGCGCUGCAUCCUGCGCGCUGCAUCCUGCGCGCUGCAUCCUGCGCGCUGCAUCCUGCGCGCUGCAUCCUGCGCGCUGCAUCCUGCGCGCUGCAUCCUGCGCGCUGCAUCCUGCGCGCUGCAUCCUGCGCGCUGCAUCCUGCGCGCUGCAUCCUGCGCGCUGCAUCCUGCGCGCUGCAUCCUGCGCGCUGCAUCCUGCGCGCUGCAUCCUGCGCGCUGCAUCCUGCGCGCUGCAUCCUGCGCGCUGCAUCCUGCGCGCUGCAUCCUGCGCGCUGCAUCCUGCGCGCUGCAUCCUGCGCGCUGCAUCCUGCGCGCUGCAUCCUGCGCGCUGCAUCCUGCGCGCUGCAUCCUGCGCGCUGCAUCCUGCGCGCUGCAUCCUGCGCGCUGCAUCCUGCGCGCUGCAUCCUGCGCGCUGCAUCCUGCGCGCUGCAUCCUGCGCGCUGCAUCCUGCGCGCUGCAUCCUGCGCGCUGCAUCCUGCGCGCUGCAUCCUGCGCGCUGCAUCCUGCGCGCUGCAUCCUGCGCGCUGCAUCCUGCGCGCUGCAUCCUGCGCGCUGCAUCCUGCGCGCUGCAUCCUGCGCGCUGCAUCCUGCGCGCUGCAUCCUGCGCGCUGCAUCCUGCGCGCUGCAUCCUGCGCGCUGCAUCCUGCGCGCUGCAUCCUGCGCGCUGCAUCCUGCGCGCUGCAUCCUGCGCGCUGCAUCCUGCGCGCUGCAUCCUGCGCGCUGCAUCCUGCGCGCUGCAUCCUGCGCGCUGCAUCCUGCGCGCUGCAUCCUGCGCGCUGCAUCCUGCGCGCUGCAUCCUGCGCGCUGCAUCCUGCGCGCUGCAUCCUGCGCGCUGCAUCCUGCGCGCUGCAUCCUGCGCGCUGCAUCCUGCGCGCUGCAUCCUGCGCGCUGCAUCCUGCGCGCUGCAUCCUGCGCGCUGCAUCCUGCGCGCUGCAUCCUGCGCGCUGCAUCCUGCGCGCUGCAUCCUGCGCGCUGCAUCCUGCGCGCUGCAUCCUGCGCGCUGCAUCCUGCGCGCUGCAUCCUGCGCGCUGCAUCCUGCGCGCUGCAUCCUGCGCGCUGCAUCCUGCGCGCUGCAUCCUGCGCGCUGCAUCCUGCGCGCUGCAUCCUGCGCGCUGCAUCCUGCGCGCUGCAUCCUGCGCGCUGCAUCCUGCGCGCUGCAUCCUGCGCGCUGCAUCCUGCGCGCUGCAUCCUGCGCGCUGCAUCCUGCGCGCUGCAUCCUGCGCGCUGCAUCCUGCGCGCUGCAUCCUGCGCGCUGCAUCCUGCGCGCUGCAUCCUGCGCGCUGCAUCCUGCGCGCUGCAUCCUGCGCGCUGCAUCCUGCGCGCUGCAUCCUGCGCGCUGCAUCCUGCGCGCUGCAUCCUGCGCGCUGCAUCCUGCGCGCUGCAUCCUGCGCGCUGCAUCCUGCGCGCUGCAUCCUGCGCGCUGCAUCCUGCGCGCUGCAUCCUGCGCGCUGCAUCCUGCGCGCUGCAUCCUGCGCGCUGCAUCCUGCGCGCUGCAUCCUGCGCGCUGCAUCCUGCGCGCUGCAUCCUGCGCGCUGCAUCCUGGCGCGCUGCAUCCUGCGCGCUGCAUCCUGCGCGCUGCAUCCUGCGCGCUGCAUCCUGCGCGCUGCAUCCUGCGCGCUGCAUCCUGCGCGCUGCAUCCUGCGCGCUGCAUCCUGCGCGCUGCAUCCUGCGCGCUGCAUCCUGCGCGCUGCAUCCUGCGCGCUGCAUCCUGCGCGCUGCAUCCUGCGCGCUGCAUCCUGCGCGCUGCAUCCUGCGCGCUGCAUCCUGCGCGCUGCAUCCUGCGCGCUGCAUCCUGCGCGCUGCAUCCUGCGCGCUGCAUCCUGCGCGCUGCAUCCUGCGCGCUGCAUCCUGCGCGCUGCAUCCUGCGCGCUGCAUCCUGCGCGCUGCAUCCUGCGCGCUGCAUCCUGCGCGCUGCAUCCUGCGCGCUGCAUCCUGCGCGCUGCAUCCUGCGCGCUGCAUCCUGCGCGCUGCAUCCUGCGCGCUGCAUCCUGCGCGCUGCAUCCUGCGCGCUGCAUCCUGCGCGCUGCAUCCUGCGCGCUGCAUCCUGCGCGCUGCAUCCUGCGCGCUGCAUCCUGCGCGCUGCAUCCUGCGCGCUGCAUCCUGCGCGCUGCAUCCUGCGCGCUGCAUCCUGCGCGCUGCAUCCUGCGCGCUGCAUCCUGCGCGCUGCAUCCUGCGCGCUGCAUCCUGCGCGCUGCAUCCUGCGCGCUGCAUCCUGCGCGCUGCAUCCUGCGCGCUGCAUCCUGCGCGCUGCAUCCUGCGCGCUGCAUCCUGCGCUGCAUCCUGCGCGCUGCAUCCUGCGCGCUGCAUCCUGCGCGCUGCAUCCUGCGCGCUGCAUCCUGCGCGCUGCAUCCUGCGCGCUGCAUCCUGCGCGCUGCAUCCUGCGCGCUGCAUCCUGCGCGCUGCAUCCUGCGCGGCAUCCUGCGCGCUGCAUCCUGCGCGCUGCAUCCUGCGCGCUGCAUCCUGCGCGCUGCAUCCUGCGCGCUGCAUCCUGCGCGCUGCAUCCUGCGCGCUGCAUCCUGCGCGCUGCAUCCUGCGCGCUGCAUCCUGCGCGCUGCAUCCUGCGCGCUGCAUCCUGCGCGCUGCAUCCUGCGCGCUGCAUCCUGCGCGCUGCAUCCUGCGCGCUGCAUCCUGCGCGCUGCAUCCUGCGCGCUGCAUCCUGCGCGCUGCAUCCUGCGCGCUGCAUCCUGCGCGCUGCAUCCUGCGCGCUGCAUCCUGCGCGCUGCAUCCUGCGCGCUGCAUCCUGCGCGCUGCAUCCUGCGCGCUGCAUCCUGCGCGCUGCAUCCUGCGCGCUGCAUCCUGCGCGCUGCAUCCUGCGCGCUGCAUCCUGCGCGCUGCAUCCUGCGCGCUGCAUCCUGCGCGCGGCAUGGGCGUGGGUGCGGGGAGGAGAAGGAAGGGGUGCAUGGGCGUGCAGGUAGAGCGCGACGGUGGCGCUGUAGUCCACCCUUCGCCUCUGCUGGAGGGGGAAAGGAGGGGGAGCAAGGUUCGGGGAACGAGGGGGAAAUUGGAGCAGAGUGGGGAGGAAGGGGAGGAGGGGGGGGGGACUGGAAGCACCAGCGCACGUACCAUCAAAGAACCCGCCUCUCCCACCGAAAUCUCCGCCGCGCCCGCCGCCAUAAUCUCCCCUUCCGCCAUACUCCCCCCUUCCCCCAUACUCCCCGCGCCCCCCAAACCCUGCGCCAGGGUGGAACCCGCCUUCAAAUCCCCCUCCGCGCCCAAACCCCUGCCCCGGUCCCCCUCGUCCCCCCGGCCCCCCCGGUCCGCCUGGGCCGGGGAUACCGCGUCCGGGGCCAUGCCCGGGUCCCCCGGGUCCCGACCAUCUGCCGAUUCCCGAGACGGAGGAGCUGCUGCUGCACCCGCCAGGCGCGCGCGGGGAUCGCGCGGGCAUUAUAGCGAGAUUAGCGAGGAGGAUUAUAGCGAGGAUGAGGACAACGAUGGGGAUAGCCUCCUGGAUCCGUCAGGGAAGCGAGGGAAGCGACGUCGACCGUUCGAUUUGGAUUUAGAUCGACCGCUGGGGUCUAGUUCGCUUCCUUACCCCCUCUCUCUCCUCUCCUCGUAUUCGUCCUCCUCGCUCGCGUCUCUCUGCUCAGAUGCGAUUUGGCUCAGAUGGCCUGUAAUCGCAGCCGUUGCAGUAAUCAUCCUCGUUAUAAUCUUCCUCACUUCCCCUGCAGCAGUGUCCCCCACCACAACUACACCCCCAUCGGACGGCUCAGAUUCACUCUAUCCGUCUGAUCUGGACGGCACAGGGACCGGUUUAUCGCGAGAACCUAGAGGUUACCGACCGUUACCUGUCGACUCGUUUAAAGGCGUAGACGCGUCCACUCUAGAUCCGUCAACGUUACCGUCAGGCGGACGGGGCGCGGGGGGAGGUGACUGGGGAUCCGGCGCUGGCGGAAACUGGGGUGGCGGAAAACCGGGGGAAGACCCGCAGGAGGGGCUGUAUCCGGACGCGAAGCCGGGGCGCGGGGGGGGGAGAUGGGGGAAAGCGGGCGCGGGGGCAGGCGCGGGCGGCGGGGGACAUUUGGGGGAAGAGGCGGCGGAAGUGGAAGAUUAUAGGGACUCCGCGGGGGUGGGGCGGGAGGGGGAGGUGGUGGGGGAGGAUGCCAAACGGAAGAGGAGCCGAUUGGAUGACGAGGUGGUGACGUGGCGCGGCGCGCCAUGGAGAUUCGACGUCGGUGAUUGGCUGAGCAGCUGCAAUGGGGAGUCGGGGGUGAUCAAGACCGUAGAGGUGGGUGCGGGGGGUGGGGGGGAGCAAGGGGGGGGGAGGAUUUGGGAGGGGAGAGCGGGGGAGGAGACUAGGGGGGAAAGUGGAUUCGGGUGUGUGGGAAGCCAGAGAAGAGGGAUGAUUGGAGGGGGUCGGGGUGAGGGGGGCUUGGAAGGUGGGGAGCUAUGGGAGGAGUGGGAUUGUGGGGAGUUGGUUGAGGGAUG